UCUUAUUACCAGGGUCACAAGAGUUACAUCCCGAAUAUGAUUAGUGGAGCAUCUCAAGCCAACAUAGGUGUAUUGGUUAUAUCCGCUAGAAAGAAUGAAUUCGAAACUGGAUAUGAAAGAGGUGGACAAACACGUGAACAUGUUCAACUUGCAACGACGCUAGGAGUUUCUAAGCUCCUUCUUGCUGUAAAUAAGAUGGAUGAUCCUACUGUCGUCUGGUCUAAAGAAAGGUAUGAAGAGAUCCAAUGAAAAAUGAUACCAUUCUUAAAAUCAUCUCAAUACAAUGUAAAGAAAGAUGUUCAGUUCCUGCCAAUCUCUGGUCUCCUUGGUUCAAAUAUAAAAACUUGGGUGGAGGAAGGAGUAUGCGCAUGGUGGGAUGGUCCAUGCCUUUUUGAAGCUUUUGAUGCGGUAGAAGUUCCUCUGCAAGAUCCUGAAGGUCCACUAAGAAUUCCUAUUAUCGACAAAUUCAAAGACCCGGGAACUGUUGUUAUGGGUAAAACAGAAUCUGGGAGCAUUUGUGAAGGUGAUAGUUUGUUGAUGAUGCCAAAUAAGCAAAGCCCACCUGCAGUUACUGAGUUUGUUGCAGAGUUACAGAUCUUGGAGCUGUUGUACAAUGCUAUUUUUACUGCUGGCUACAAGGGUUUGCAUAUUCAUGUUAUUGUUGAGGAAUGCGAGAUUGUUGAACUGAUGCAGCAGAUUGAUAUCAAGAAAAAGAAGCCCAUGAAGAAAAAACCUUUGUUUGUGAAGAACGGAGCAAUCGUUCUAUGUAGUGUUCAGGUGAAUAAUCUGAUUUGUAUCGAGUUCUCUGAUUUUCCACCACUUGGGCGGUUCACACUUCGCAGUGAAGGGAAAACUGUUGCUGUGGGGAAAGUUACCACCCUUCCUACUGUUGCAAAUAAUGCGUGAACAACAUGAUAACUGAAAAGGUGAAUUUCCUGUUAUCUUUUCGGUGUUAAUAUCUGUUGUAAGUGAGUUUAUCUGUCACUUGCCAACUUUUGUCUUUAGGAAACAACAUCUCUACCUCCACGAGGCAGGGGUAAGGUCAAGGCCCCUGUACACUCUACCAUCCCUAAACUCCACUUAUGGAGGAAAGGUCAGUUGGACUUAGAUGACAGCAGACACAAUUUAUGGUCCUUUGCAGCAUUAACCUGGAGCUAAGUUGAUGUGAUCUGCUAUAUAUGCGCAAACGUUCACCAGUUUAGUCUCUGCCUACUGUGCUAUUGGUUCUGGUAUCCGUUAUACUUUUAUAUUUCCAUCUGAUGAUGGUGCAUGUUAUUUAAUGCGCUGUGCUGUAUGAAUCUAUUUUGAGUUUGGUAGAGGAUAGAUCCAUUUUACAUGCUAGUCGAUCUUAUAUAUGCACCAAAAAUACCAAUAAUUGGACCUUUGCUUAAUCCUUUUGAAAUACAAUUGCAUUGGUCGCCGUGCAUCGCAUAGAAAA
Solanum pennellii is the source of this 1438-nucleotide messenger RNA. RefSeq names its product eukaryotic peptide chain release factor GTP-binding subunit ERF3A. Gene Ontology annotation, molecular function: GTP binding; GTPase activity; translation release factor activity. The record is from RefSeq and is a predicted model, not a curated record. Gene Ontology annotation, biological process: translation. NCBI's taxonomy places the organism in Eukaryota, Viridiplantae, Streptophyta, Magnoliopsida, Solanales, Solanaceae. Gene Ontology annotation, cellular component: translation release factor complex.